Molecule: messenger RNA, 2176 nt
Organism: Neurospora tetrasperma FGSC 2508
Lineage: Eukaryota; Fungi; Ascomycota; Sordariomycetes; Sordariales; Sordariaceae
Exons: 3
Coding region: 1-2061 (686 amino acids)
Source: RefSeq, a predicted model, not a curated record
AUGGAAUCCUCGUUCAGAGGCAAGUAUGCGUCCAUCCCGGCUGGCAGCGCUCAACCUGGUGCCACAUCUUCUAUUUCGUUUCAUCAUACAGUCGCGCACCAGGACUGCAUCAUACCGCAAAAAGUCAUUCCUCGGAGAAUUCUGCAAACCAACACGCGACUGUCCCAGUACUCCCCAUGGCAACGAUGGGGAUCCUCCUGGUUCUGGGAGCUAGCAGCAAUGACACUCAGCUGUUUCUCCCUGGCGUUGACACUGGGUAUUCUUUACUUCUUCGACGGCAAGCCCUUGGAAUCGUGGCCCCUCUACCUGUCACUGGGCACAAUCAUAUCGACCCUGGCACAGAUUUCUCGCACCUCUCUUGCCUUCGCCAUCACGCCCUGUCUGGGGCAGGCAAAGUGGAAUUGGUUUUCUCAAAGAGAAGACGACGUUCUGGUCUUCAGAACCUUCGAUGAAGCAAGUAGAGGGCCUUUGGGAAUAACGGUUGCAAUGUUCGGAUACGACCCCUUCGUCCAAGCCAUAGUCGACACAUCUGGAUACGAGGUUCCACUCAUAGGAAGCUCAAGGGCCAAGAUUCGGGCAUCAAACAGGAUCUGUGUAGGUCAAGAACAGAUAACAGGAAAACAGAUUACUUUGACGAACGAAAAUGGCUCGAUGGGACCCGACACGGUGGUCUUCCAGGAAAGGGCACUGACAGCGGACUUUGGCUUGACGCUUGCCGUCUACGAUGGAUUUGUCAACAAGUCGUUGGCCUUCAUAGACCCUUACCAGUCAUCCUUCUUUUGCGACACCGGUAACUGCACAUUCCGGAUUUUCGACUCAUUGGCAGUUUGCAGCCGUUGCAUCAAUGUGUCAGAUCAUAUUCGAAGAGAGCAAGUGCCCGGGGGAGGGAGCACAUAUACACAAUAUAUGUUGCCAUACGGCUUGGAAAUUCUCAAUCGGGACGACGCAAAGCCGCCGAGGAAUGCAUAUCCAGUUCCCACAGAAAGUCCAAUACACAGGCGGGCAAAGGGAAAUGCGGAUCAACUCAUCAGCUUGAUAUCACCAAAUCAAACCGUUGUCCAAGUCAUAGCCAACCGGUCCGAGUCGAUAUUCUUUGCCAACUUCACUACCACCUUUGUUGUUUUCAGAAUCAUCCAGUCUACACCGGAAUUUGUCAACAACCUUUCGCCUUGGAAUACGACGUUUCCACUCGCCAUGGAAUGCGGUUUAUCCUUCUGCGUCAAUCAAUACAAUUCGAGCGUUAGUAAGGGCAUACUCCAUGAAUCCGUUCUUGACUCGUGGGACGAGUGGUCACAUCCGUCACUGUUGCCUCAAGAUGGAUUUCUGGAAAGCAACAUCUCUACAGAAGAUCAAAGAGAAAGAUGGAUGCAUCCCUUCAACCACACACUAAGCAGUCCAGUCCGCCCAGAUUCACAUGGAACGCUCUGGGAUUUUCCGCGAUCUGAUUUACUCCUGGCUACACACCCCAGUCUUGACCCUGGGGAACAUGAUGACUCUGGUGCUACUACGGUUUCCAACCGCCUCCCCUACUUCAACAUCACCCAAAUAUCCCUAGCCUCCACAAUCGACUGGUUCACCCACGUCCUUGCUCCCGAGCCACUGAUUUAUCCAACCACAGCCGAUAUAGGUUACGGUAACCCCGUCGCCGGAGCCAUCGCCAAAUCAACCAAUCUCAGCAUCACUUUCGACAACGUCGCCCGUAGUAUGACAGCCUGGAUCCGCGAGAAAGAGGGGGUAUGGGUAAUGGAGAGCGACACGAAGAAAUGGGAGUUCCGUUUCUGCAUCCGUUGGCCAUUCGUCACCGUUCCUGUGGCGGUCAUGGUGGCGAGCGCGCUUUAUCUUGGGCUUACAAUUUGGCAGACCCGCAUGUACGGCGUGGACCCUUGGAAAGAGGACGCUUUGGCGGCGAUAGCACAUGGACUUGAUCAGGAGAGCAAGGCGAAGAUUUGUCAGGCAGAAAGGGUGGGAUUGAGGAAUGAAGCUGCGAUGGGGAUGAAGGUUACGCUGCGGCAGGGGAUGUAUGGGGAGGUUGAGUUGAGGGAUGUGGGUAAGGAGGGAUAAUGCGCUUAAUAUAUGUGACUUUGAUGGGCAAGCAAAGAAGAGAUGACGGAAGAUGAUGACCUAUCUCAAACACAUACACAUGAGCAAUGUGCAAUACUGAAACCGGAUUUAGAGG